AUGAGUGAUGAUAAAGAUUGUUCGAUAUCGACCCUGGACAAUAAUAAGAAACCUAAACCUUGUUGUGCAUGCCCAGAAACUAAAAAAGCUAGAGAUGAAUGCGUCAUUUUAUUUGGAGAAGAGCACUGUGGAGAACUUAUAGAAGCUCACAAGAGAUGCAUGAGGCAACUGAUGCAAAAUUUAAAUCUUGUCCAGUUGCAAGUCUGUCAAGAGGAUAUCCUCAAAGCUGAUAUUGCGAUUAAAAAUCAAAUCGAAGACCUUAGGCGAAUUAUUAUUUUUAGGCGACGAAAAUUUAUAUCUCAGAAAGAAGUAAAUCAAUGCAUACGUCAAAUCAAAGAUGAAAUGGGCAAACUCUCCCGAUUAAUUGAUGCUCUAGAGAAAUUUGCAAAUAAAAUGAACUCCCGGAAUGAUCGAUCUGAAUUAUCAGAUCAAGUGAAGGAGCAUCGCAAUGAAUUAGAAAGAAAUCGUCAGGUACUUCGUCAAGCAAUUUUAAAAACGAUUAAAGUUAUGGCCUUUAUAUCCGCGGCUAGUUGUUUAUUUAAUUUCCAGACGACGGAAGGCCUCACAUCUUUAGUGGCAAAAAUGAGUGAUCAACUAAAGUUAUCUGAAGAUACUACUUCGGCUUUGAUUCAUUCAUCUUAUCUUCUUAAAGAUACGGAAUCCGAAUACUCAUCAAUGGGUGCCCACAUACAAAGUGGUGGAAAGUUAAUAUCGAAAUAUAGUCGUAGAGAGUGCACAGAUAAAGUUUUAAUAACCUUUGCUUUGUUAUUAUACGUUGUUGUUAUCCUGUAUAUAUUAAGAAAACGAAUUCGUAAGUUAAAUUUUUACUAUAUGUUUAUUUCUCCUGUAAUAGGAUCAAUGGACGAAAAGCCUGUAAAGACUUUUGAUGCAGUUCGUACAGAGUUUAUUGAUUUAUUGCGCCAUAAUAAUGCUGAAGGUGCGAAACGUCUAUUACAAAAAUACGAUUCUUUGAGAACCGUGAAGGACGAUUGUGGUCGAACAGCAAUUCAUUGGGCAGCAAGUGGUGGCUGUUUAGAAAUCGUACAAUUCUGUGUGUCACAGAGAGAAGACGAUGCUGUAACAUCAGAUGAUACUGGUUGGACACCACUAAUGAUCGCUUGUUCAGCAGGACGACUAGAAGUUGUUCGAUACCUGAUCAGUCUUUCUUCAGUAAAUGUUAACACGCAAAAUAACAACAAACAAACACCCCUACAUUAUGCUGCUAGCAAAAAUAGACCACAGAUAACAUCGAUUUUGUUGAAACAUGGUGCAAACAUAAAUGCUCAAGAUAAUUAUUUCGCCACACCUUUACAUCGAGCUACCUCACAAGGCCAUGAAAAGAUCGUGCCAAUUUUAUUGGCGGAACCGCAGUUAAGAAUUAAUAUUGCUGAUUCUGCUGGCUGCACGCCACUGUAA
Molecule: messenger RNA, 1416 nt
Organism: Thelazia callipaeda (thelaziosis nematode)
Lineage: Eukaryota; Metazoa; Nematoda; Chromadorea; Rhabditida; Thelaziidae
Source: the annotation of a GenBank genome assembly